AUGGCGUUUACCCAAACACCUUCUCUUGACAGCCCUAUCACUGUACCGGAGCUAUUAGAUUUUCACUAUGAGCACAACCCAACACGUCCCAUCUACGUCUUCGCCCAGGACGAGCAAAAGAUAACUGAGAUUUCGUAUCUCGAGUUUGUGCGCGCAUGCCACCGUCUUGCUCAUAUCAUUCGUCCACGUCGUACCGGCCCUGAACGCGCUGUGGUAGCCGUUGUCGCCUUAGUGGACACCCUUGUCUAUGAAACCAUUAUAGCAGGAGUCAUCAGAGCUGGUCUCGUACCUAUACUCAUUUCACCGCGCAACACCCCAGCUGCUGUAUUGAAUCUGUUAGUGAAAUCGGGAGCGCACCGACUACUUACAACGUAUUCUACACUGAAAGAUCUUAUCGACGGUAUCAGAUUGGAACUUCAAUCAAAUAGCUCCACUUUUGGAUUUAGUUUAGAAGAAGUUCCCAGUCUUGACAAGCUCUAUCCUAAUCUUGGGGCUGAAACUGCCGCAGACCCAUUUCAACCUUAUCCGACAUGUCCUAUUCCUCUUAGACCACAGGAAACCGUCAUGUAUUUACACUCGUCUGGCAGUACUGGUUUUCCAAAAAUCAUCCCUCUUAGCCAUGCCGCCAUGCAAGUUUGGGGCGCUUUUCCUUCUGCGACGGACCUUCGUGGUUACAAAGUGCCAGUCCGCAUAGGAGCAAUGGCUCUCCCUCCAUUCCACGCCUUCGCAUUCUACGCACAAUUUGCUUGUCCUCUAUACAGCGCAAUAACAGUGGCACUAUAUCCGCCCAUUAUCACUGAGGCCAACAUGCUCCCCAUCAUGCCAACCUCGGAUAAUAUCCUUUUGCACCUUCAACGGACAAAGUCGAAUUGUACAACUGUGGUCCCAGCGAUGUUGCAGAUUUGGUCUCGUUCAGACUCUGAUAUAGACUUUCUACGAUCUUUGGAAAUAGUGAUCUUUGCGGGAGGUCCAUUGCCUCCUGCGAUCGGCGAUUAUCUAGUCUCAAAAGAGGUACACAUCUGCUCAGUAUACGGAGGCACUGAGUUUGGUUGCGUCACCACUCUCAAGCUCACCGAGGACAGAAACGAAUGGCAAUGGCAUAGAUUUUCGGAAGAUAUAGAGAUUAGCUGGCUUCCGCAAGGGGAUGGAACAUUCGAGUGUCGAUUCUUAGCCGUAGACUCUCACGCACUGGCGGUCGAGAAUAUGUCAAAUCCGCGAGGAUACGCGACUUCUGACCUUUUCGUGCCUCACCCCACGAAGCAGGGAUUAUGGAAAAUUGUGGGGCGGGUGGAUGAUGUCGUGGUCCUCAGUACAGGGGAGAAGUGUGUUCCGGCACCCAUGGAGAAUACAAUGUUGAUGAGUCCACUGAUACAAGGAGUGGUCAUGUUCGGCCGUCAACGCGACCAGCCUGGCGUAUUGAUCGAGCCUUCCCCUGGUAAUGAAAUUGAAGUUGAUGAUCCAGAGCAAGUAUCUAACUACCGUAACAAAAUCUGGCAAGUAUGGUCAGUAAUUGAAGAGGGUAAUAGGCUAGUACCAGCGUAUAGCCGAAUUUACAAGGAGACAAUUCUUAUAUCCGCCCCUGAGAAGCCACUUCCUCGAGCAGCAAAGGGCACGAUCUUACGGAAGGCGGCAUAUCAACUAUACGAGAAGGCAAUCAACCGAAUUUAUGAAAUCAUCGAUACAAACGCAAACAGUAGUCCAGUCGACCCUCCGACCAGUUGGGAGUCUCCUCAAGUACAGCAAUGGCUUACACAUCAGCUGCAAGGCCUGUGUGGUGUUGUGCUCUCUCCUACCAUUGAUUUUUUUGAGCACGGGAUAGAUAGCCUGAGUGCUACAAUCCUUCGAUUGCGGAUUGUUACUAUUUUACGGACCUCCACAAAGUCAUCAGGAUCACGAAGCAUCGCUGACAUCUUUGCUCCAAAUAGCGUUUACAACCAUCCAUCUAUCCAGAGUCUCGCUGAUUAUAUUGCUGAUCUCGUCCACUCCGAAGAUUCUGCUGCUACACCAAUUGUUGCAAAUGAUAAUCAUGCGCACAUUCGUCUGAUUGAUGCUAUGAUUGAGAGAUACUCGAAAGGGCUAGAGUUGGGUAUCUCUCUCAACUCCGAAUUUACCACCGUCAACAACAACUUCAAUGGUGUCUCUUCCCCUUCGAGAGUGGUCGUGCUGUUGACCGGAUCUACGGGGAAUCUGGGUGCCCAAAUCCUUUCACGGCUGUUGAAAGAGAGUUCCGUACAUCUCGUGUAUGCCUUGAACAGACGCUCCACCCGCGGGUCGGUUAUGGAACGCCAGAAGAAGCGUUUUCUGGACAAGGGAUUGGACAGCUCAAUGUUACAUGCAGAUAAGAUGGUGUUCCUGGAGGGAGAGAAUACACUUCCGAAAUUAGGUUUAUCAGAUGAAGUCUACGACGAGGUGAAAAAUAAUGUGACGCUCGUUAUACACAAUGCAUGGAGAUUGGACUUCAACCUUUCCCUUUCGUCGUUUGAAACGAAUAUACAUGGAAUGCGUAAUCUCAUAGACUUGGCCCGGUCUAGUAGACACGCGGCGUCGUUGCGGUUCUUGUUCACAUCUACUAUAGCCACAGCACAAUCUUGGGACGCAGUGGAGAAAGGGCCCUAUCCCGAAGAGGUUAUAACGGACACGAAGUACGCCGUAGGUAUGGGCUAUGGAGAGGCCAAGUACGUUUCGGAACGGAUCCUCGCAAAGAGUGGUCUCAAUGCGACUUCGUUCCGAAUUGGCCAAAUCAGUGGAAGUUCACCGAACGGUGCAUGGGCGAUGAGCGACUGGUUUCCCAUGGUCGUGGAAUCCAGUUUGAAAUUGAAUAUGUUCCCUAAUGCGAACGGAGUCAUAUCCUGGAUCCCAAUGGACGCAGUGGCAGAUGCGAUCGUUGAUGUGGGUCUAUCGAGUCCCGGUUCUCUCCCUUUUGCUGUGAAUCUCGUACAUCCAAAUCCCGUCCCGUGGUCUCAAAUGAUACUCAACGUCCAAAUGGCUGUCAUCAAAUCCAAACAGCUCAAGGCCGACGCGCUUCCCGUUGUACCCUUUCAUACGUGGUUCGAAGCUUUACAGGCAGUUGUUGAUACACCUGGGAUAGAGACUGAAGCCCCAGCUGUAAAAAUAAUCGAUUUUCUCCGGGAUAUGGCGCGCGCGGACGAACGUAUAGGCUUACACCAGUCCGAGCAUAUGGAAGCCGUUGGAUUGGCCCCUUUAGUGACAACCAAUAUUCAACGCAUUAGCCCAAAAAUUGCUACCUUGUCUCCUCUUGGUAAGUAUGACGCUGAGCUCUGGGUUCGUUAUUGGGUAAUAUCAGGGCUGUGA
Lentinula edodes (shiitake mushroom) is the source of this 3312-nucleotide messenger RNA. Its product is annotated as acetyl-CoA synthetase-like protein. Lineage: Eukaryota; Fungi; Basidiomycota; Agaricomycetes; Agaricales; Omphalotaceae. The coding region runs from base 1 to 3312 and encodes 1103 amino acids. The record is from RefSeq and is a predicted model, not a curated record. Gene Ontology annotation, molecular function: phosphopantetheine binding. The transcript is spliced from 14 exons.